Messenger RNA from Malania oleifera, 2631 nucleotides. RefSeq names its product probable arabinosyltransferase ARAD1. Lineage: Eukaryota; Viridiplantae; Streptophyta; Magnoliopsida; Santalales; Ximeniaceae. The record is from RefSeq and is a predicted model, not a curated record. Gene Ontology annotation, molecular function: glycosyltransferase activity. The coding region runs from base 904 to 2388 and encodes 494 amino acids. The transcript is spliced from 3 exons.
CCAUUGAACCGAUGCGCUGCGACGCAUUUUCUAGUGCUGUGGAAAUACAAGAAAUAUAUUUCCCAGGAAAAUUAUUGCAUUUUCUUUUCUGUCAAAUAGUCGAAAUUGCCCCUUAUGAAGUCCCUGAGCCUGCCCUGUUCCGCUCCGUCUUCCGGCGUAUGUUCUUGGGAGUUGGAACAUGAACAGUGAACUGUUCACCCACUAGAAAUGCAAUUGAUUAAAUGUAAUUAUAAUGAUACUUAAAGUUACAAGAAAAUAAGAAAGGAACACCAGAAGCCCAAAAAAUAUAAUAUAAUAUAAUGAUUUGUUCAAAAGCUAUUUACAAACGUUCGUACCACUGUCCCCUGAAAAUAUGGGCGCCCUGUGGAAUCUCAGAAACCCAGCCGCUCAGGUCGAUUGCCGUCUUACAUGAUAAAGCCAUGAACAGGGGAAAGGAUUUCAACAGAAUCAGUCUAUCUGCUUGGUGACUCAUGAAUUUCCGUAUAUGAUAUAUAUAUUUUUUGAGCUUUGAAUGGAAAAGCGCACGUUUAUUCUGGAUCAUUGGGUGACCGGGGACGUUUCCUUUUAGAAGUGUUUUGUUGAACAUGAUGCGCUAUAAAGGAGACACUAUGAAAUGACUUUCAAGACUUCUAGGGUUUUAGAGAGAGAAAUUUUGUUUCAGGGUCCAUUUUGAACAUGGUUUUCCUAUUAUUAUUUUUGUGAUAGCCAAGCUUUUUUCGUUGAAAGGUAGGAGUUGCCCAGUGAAUUGGUGUGCUUUAAGAAGUCAAAACACAUCAGAUUUGGCGUAUAGAGUUUGUGUUCUUCAUUAAUUUUUGGCAUACUGUCCUUCUUCAAGUGUCACAUCUGUCCCUGCUUCCUUAAAUUGUCCAAGCUCCAUGCUUUUUGUUUCCUUAAUCAUCUUUAAUGACCGAAACGAACAUGUUGCCCUCGUGGUUUCUGUUUCGUCUAAUAACAAUUUCUAUGUUUGUUUUGAUCCUUUCUUCAGUAUUCCUUAUUCAAUCUGGAAAUAAUUCUUUUAUACCCAGAUCAGUUUUUAAGCUUAUUAUUGUCAAUAACACCCCUGUAAACUUCAAAUCUAAUGACAAUAGAAAAGAAACUAAACUUCCUCUCCUUUCUUCCACCGCAUUAUUAGUUGAUGAAAACCAAGCUGGGGUUUGUCAAAUUUAUAGAUGCAACAAGAAAACGGAUGCAUCAAGACAAGAGGAAAGGAAGACGUGUGACCCUAAUCAGGCUCUUGUCCGCGUAUAUUUGUAUGAUUUACCUCCAGAGUUUCACUUUGGGUUAUUGGGUUGGAAAGGAAUGAUGAAUCAUACUUGGCCCAAUGUCAGUAGCACAAGUCAAAUCCCAUCAUACCCAGGUGGGUUAAAUUUGCAGCACAGCAUUGAGUACUGGCUUACCCUUGAUCUUUUGGCAUCAAACACUCCAAAUGUGGUGAGACCUUGCACUGCAGUAAGAGUUAUGAAUUCAAGUCAGGCAGAUGUAACUUUUGUACCAUUCUUCUCAUCUCUGAGUUACAACAGACAUUCUAAGCUUCAUGGAGGAGAGAAAACAAGUGUGAAUAAGGUAUUGCAGGGUAAAUUGGUGAAGUUUUUGAUGGGGAAGGAUGAAUGGAAGCAAUUGGGUGGGAAGAAUCAUCUAAUUGUAGCCCAUCAUCCAAAUAGCAUGUUACAAGCAAGAAAAAAACUUGGUUCUGCCAUGUUUGUGCUUGCAGAUUUUGGGAGAUAUCCUGUUGAAAUUGCAAACCUUGAAAAGGAUGUGAUUGCUCCUUAUCGGCACCUUGUGAGAACAACUGCCAAAGAAAAUUCUGCUCCAUAUGAGAAACGCCCUAUUUUGGUGUAUUUCCAAGGAGCACUUUAUAGGAAAGAUAAAGGGGCAAUUCGCCAAGAGCUAUUUUACCUCCUCAAAGAUGAGAAAGAUGUACACUUUUCAUUUGGGAGCGUUCAAGGUCAUGGGAUUAGCAGGGCAGGCCAAGGGAUGGGCUCAUCUAAAUUCUGCCUGAAUAUUGCUGGAGACACACCUUCCUCAAAUCGCCUUUUUGAUGCCAUUGUGAGCCAUUGUGUUCCUGUGAUAGUCAGUGAUGAGAUCGAACUACCAUUUGAAGAUGUCCUGGACUACUCAGAGUUCUGCAUAUUUGUUAAAGAAUCUGAUGCAGUUAAAAAAGGAUUCCUUCUGAAUUAUCUUAGGGGAAUCCAGAAAGACAAGUGGAUGCAAAUGUGGAACAGAUUAAAAGAGGUUGUAAAACACUUCGAAUAUCAGUUUCCAUCCCAGCCUGGCGAUGCUGUGGAUAUGAUUUGGGAAGCUGUUUCACGUAAAAUGCCCUCAAUGAAACUUAAAUUUCACAGGAUGAACAGAUACCACAGAUUGCAGCUUCAGUUAAAAAGCAAUUGAAAUAGCAGAACCUAGUGUCGACUAAUAGAGUUCGUGUACUUGGAUGGUAUGAAGGAUCAUCAGAUAUCCUGCUUUGAUUGUGUCAGAGGACGUAACUUUUGUUCUGUUAAAUAUGUUUUUUUAGUUUUCUGUUCACUAUAAUUUAUACAGUUAAAUUUAGUGCAGAUCUGUAUGUCGGAUUGUGGUUCAAACAUUUUUAUUAUUUUGUAGUUUAGCCUAAUGAUGCAAUUCCUCCUUCUUGUC